GUCGCAGUAGAACCAAAAUAAGGAAAACAUCGCCGUUCGGACAAGAAGAAAGCGAUGUGCGUGGCUCGCUCGACUAAAGACAGGACCAAACGCCUUUGUGCAGACAUAAGUUUGAUCAGUUAUAUCUCUUAUAAUCGUUAGAUUAUUAGCUGCUUGCUGCAUUAUAGUCUGCUUUGCAAUCAUUGCUCUGAUAUUUGUUUGAUUGCUGUUGCUGCUUUUGCUUUAAACUAUGGGAAUCCCAAAAUUUUACCGAUGGAUUUCAGAAAGAUAUCCGCUGAUCUCGCAGCUGAUCGAGGGUGACAAGAUUCCAGAAUUUGACAAUCUUUAUCUUGACAUGAACGGAAUCUUGCACAACUGUACCCACAAGGACUCGGACGAUGCGACGUUUCGCAUGACUGAAGAUCAGAUGUUCAUCGCGAUCUUCCGCUACAUUGAUCUUUUGUUUGAAAAAGUCAAGCCCAAGAAACUGUUCUUCAUGGCCAUCGAUGGCGUCGCUCCCCGAGCCAAGAUGAACCAGCAGCGAUCCCGCCGAUUCAGAACCGCGCUCGAUGCCGAGAACGCGCGACAAAAAGCAAUCAGCCAGGGUACCGAGCUCCCGGCCGAGGCCCCAUUUGAUACCAACUCGAUCACCCCUGGAACGGAGUUCAUGGUCAAGCUCAGUACCCAACUGCAUUAUUUUGUUUCGAGAAAGGUGUCUGAGGACUCACGCUGGCAAAACAUCCAGAUUGUGCUCUCCGGUCAUGAGGUGCCUGGAGAAGGUGAGCACAAGAUCAUGGAGUACAUCAGAGCUGCAAAGUCGCAGCCCGAAUACAACGCAAACACUCGCCAUUGUCUGUACGGACUUGAUGCGGAUCUAAUCAUGCUGGGCUUGGUCAGCCAUGAACCCCACUUCUCCCUUCUUCGUGAAGAAGUAACGUUCGGCCCGGCAAGGAACAAACCGAAAGACCUUUUCCGCCAAAAAUUCUUCUUGCUGCAUCUUUCGCUCGUGCGCGAGUAUCUAGAGCUCGAGUUUAAAGAUCUCAAGCAUACUCUAACGUUUCCAUUCGAUAUGGAACAUGUCAUUGAUGACUUUAUUCUUCUUUGCGUAUUCGUCGGAAACGAUUUCUUGCCGAAUCUGCCGCAGCUUCAUAUCAACGAAGGAGCGUUGACGUUUAUGUUUGAGGCUUAUAAGAAAAUCCUACCUCUCUGCAAGGGAUACUUGAAUGACUCUGGUACGAUCAAUAUGGAGACCUUGCGAAUGCUCCUAAAGGAACUGGUUACCUUUGAGUUCAAACUUUUUGAAGCUGAUCACGACGACAAACUAUACUCCGAGUCCAAGUCGACUUCCGAUGGCCGGAAGCCGAGAAACAAGAAGCAAGCUCCUUUGACGAUCACGACCCGCGAGAGUCGUAUUUUCGAGAGCAUUGAAACCUAUGUGAACGUUGCCCAGGAGAGUGAAGAAAGUAAAUGGGAAAUUCCCAGAAACAUUGUCGAGCCGGAGAUUGACUUUAUCAAGACUUUGGCAACAAAACUCUCGCUUGUGUUGACGAUUGACGAUAAGAAUGUGAAACUGACGAUGCCGAGUGUGGAGAAUUCUGACGAGUCUGAUGAGGAGGCUGAGUUUGCCGUGCAGCGCGUGCUCGAGCAGUAUAGAUCUGCAAAGGUCCAAGAAGAAGAUAAAAAGGGCGAGGAGAAGGCACAUGAUGCCGUGAUGAAGCGAUUCAUCGGGUGGAAGGAUGAUUACUACAAGGAGAAAUUUGGCUUUUCGUACCACAACCAGGAAGCUAUGACUGAGCUUUGCAGCAACUAUGUUCAGGGCUUACAAUGGGUUAUGAACUAUUACUACAAGGGUGUCUGUUCAUGGUCAUGGUUCUUCAAAUACCAUUAUGCGCCCCGAGUUUCGGAUAUUUCAAAGGGACUCGAGGCUGAUCUCAACUUCCAGUUCGGCCAACCGUUCAAGCCGUUCCAGCAGCUCAUGGGUGUCAUGCCACCAUUGAGUGACUCUUUGAUUCCUAUGGCCUAUCGGCCCCUUCUACACGAUCCCAAGUCGCCGAUUAUCGACUUUUAUCCUCUUGAGUUUGAACUUGAUCUCAACGGCAAGAAGAUGGACUGGGAAGCAGUCGUCAAGAUCCCGUUUGUGGACGAGGGCAGAUUGCUGAAGGCAAUGGCGGCCCAUGACAAAGAAUUGACUCCGGGAGAACGGAAGCGCAAUACCUUUGGCAAGAUGAUUCAGUUUAAGUACGACAACUCGGUGGAUUCGAUCUAUGAGUCGUCUCUGCGUGAUGUCUUCCCUGAUAUCGACCACAACCACUGCAGCAUCACGGAGUACGAAUUUCCGCCGAUGGAAGGAAAAGUGUACAAGAGCUGUCUUAGCCCUGGCGCUCUGCUGGGCGGAGAUUUGCUUGCUGGAUUCCCAAGUCUAAAGACUAUCCCAUUUACGGCUGAGUUGACGACGAGGCACUCUGUUUGUGUCUUUGAGCGGGAUAGUCGCAGCGAGGCGAUGGUGAUCUCUAUCGAAAAUCAAUUUGAGAACACUACGGUUGAAGAUAUUGCGGAGAAGUUGCUUCAUCAGUCUGUGUAUGUUGGAUACCCGUACCUUCGAGAGGCGCAGGUCAUCUCGGUGUCGGAUGAGCUAUUCAACUAUGCGAAGCUCACUGUGCAAGGACGGCAAGAGAUUCGACCGACGUCUAACGGUCAGGAGGAGAUUCAAAGAUAUUUCAGGAAAACAGGGGAGGCAUACAAGAACUAUGCCCGUCAUGGAGUUGAUAUCGGGGCGACGGCGGUUGCGAUCACGGUCCGCUUGCUAAAGGGAUUGAAACAGCUUCCUAGCGGGGCGUUGGUGAAGGAGUUUGAUACUGAUUUGGAGAAAGAAGCAGUGGUUCCAGUGCAGACGUUGCUGACGUCGGUUGUCAAUGAGGACCAGCGAUUUGUCGAGAGAUCGGCGCCGAAGGUCGACGAGCAGUAUCCCGUCGGCACGCGUGGCUUCUACUUGGGUCCUGAAGCGUAUGGCCGACCAUUGCAGGUGGUGAAGAUCAGUGACGCCUCACACGUUGAUGUUGCAGUGAAUAUUGCAAAGUAUGCGAACGACACUGGGUUCGGAGUGGCGAUUGCGCGUGAGGAGCAGGCGAAGAUGGUUUACUUCACGUCUAUUGAAGUGUGUCGUGAAUUGGGUCUUCCGAUGCUGUUGUUGAGUAAGAUCACUGCGAGCUUUUCGGCCACGUUUGAUGGCUCGAAGAACACAAAUCUGGGGUUGAAUCUUAAGUUUGAGUCGAAGAAGUUGAAGGUGUUGGGGUACACCAGACGAGCGGCGACGGGGUGGGAAUACAGUCUGCAGGCCAAGGAAUUGGUCAAGGAGUAUAUGACCAGGUUUCCUCGUUUGUUCCAGGGACUUAUAAAGGAGAUGCAUACUGAUCGGCCUGAUAUUGCUGUUCUUCUUGGGUCUGAGCAUGCUGCAAAGGAGCAAUUGCCGGCUAUCAAAGCCUGGCUAAAGUCGAAGGAAUCGGUCCGGAUGGAGCGCGUGCCGCUUGACUCCGAGCAGCUACUUCCGGAUGCGGUGCAAAAGAUUGAAUCCACUGUUGACAAGAUCCUACAGAUGGACGCGAGCACGGAGAUCAAGAUGCUGAAGCAUGUUGUGCCGUCUGUGUUGUUCAAGCCUGCGGAUGCGAUUCACAAGCUACAGAAUCAAAAGUUCCAGCUUGGGGACCGUGUUCUGUACGCGAAGGAUACCGGAAACGUGCCGAUUGCGAGCACGGGUACGGUGAUUGGAAUUUCGACUAUUGACGGAAGAAAAGUGCUGGACGUGGUGUUCGACUACACUUUCCUCGGGGGUAUCACGCUUAGCGGACGGUGCUCUGAGGACCGGGGUAUGACUGUUGAAGGCUCGUCUGUAAUUAAUUUGACGAACAGACAGGUUGGAAAUAGCGGUAGCCAUCGGUCUUCGCCACCGCCGCAACAGCACCAGCAGCAUGGCGCGCAGCGCGGGCGUGGUGGCGCGAAUGCAGGUGGUAGAGGCCGAGGUGGGCCGGCUAAUGGCCGCGGAGGAGCUCAGACUGGCCGCGGUGGGUAUCCGUCUGGACAUGCGGGAGUGCUCCAUGUUGCGCGCGGGGGAGGGCAGCCUACGAGGGGAAGAGGAGGUAGGCCCAGGCAGGAAGUUUAGUUGUGAGUAAAUUUUAAGUACUUGACGCGUGGCGUGUAUGUGCGUCAGGGCUGAGAAUAAUAAAAGAUAUAAAAUUACAAUG
Molecule: messenger RNA, 4217 nt
Organism: Myxozyma melibiosi
Lineage: Eukaryota; Fungi; Ascomycota; Lipomycetes; Lipomycetales; Lipomycetaceae
Product: phosphodiesterase/alkaline phosphatase D
Exons: 4
Coding region: 230-4135 (1301 amino acids)
Biological process (GO): nuclear-transcribed mRNA catabolic process
Molecular function (GO): 5'-3' exonuclease activity; nucleic acid binding
Source: RefSeq, a predicted model, not a curated record